CUCUCUCUCUCUCUCUCUCUCUCUCUCUCUCUCUCUCUCUCUCUCUCCACUAAGUUCUUGGAUAUCAUUAUCAACUAGAGAUUGAAACAUUAAGGGAUAAUGGAGGAUUUUUACAGGCUAAACACUAUGAAUAUGAUAUCAAGCUCAUCGGGGAAUGUGAAUCAGGUUGAAAAUGGUACUAGGACUACUACUGAAGGUGGUGCUGCUUAUCGUGGUUCUCCAAUAAUAGUGAGUCACCGUAACUUCAACAUGCUUCAAUUUGAAACGGAUCAGGGUAUGACAGAGCUGAUGAAGACCCAGAUAGCCAAUCACCCUCGUUACCCAGAUUUGGUUUCUGCUUACAUAGAUUGCCAAAAGGUUGGGGCUCCACCAGAGAUUAAAAGCCUACUUGAAGAAGUAGGUCGGCUAAGCUUCCCAACAAGCACUUGCAGGAGUGAGAUAGGAGCUGAUCCAGAACUAGAUGAGUUCAUGGACACAUACUGUGGAGUUCUUCAUACAUACAAGGAAGAGCUUUCUAAACCGGUCGACGAAGCAACCACAUUCUUGAACAACAUUGAAUUGCAGCUUAGCGACCUCUGCAAAGGCACAUUCCAAAAAAACAACUGUGACCUUCAGGCAGCUGUACCCUUGCCAGAUGAAGCUGUUGGAAGUUCAGAAGAGGAGUUUAGUUAUGGGGAGAUGGAAGCAGCUGAGGGUCAAGAUACCUCCGCGUUUCGUGCUUGUGAUAGGGAGCUGAAAGAUAUGCUGCUGCAUAAGUACAGUGGCUACCUUGGCAAGCUGAAGAAGGACUUCUUAAAGUCGAGGAAGAAAGGAAAGCUUCCAAAGGAUGCUAGGUCUGCACUAAUGGACUGGUGGAACACUCACUAUAGAUGGCCAUAUCCUACGGAAGAGCAGAAGAUGCAACUAUCUGUGGCAACUGGUCUGGACCAAAGGCAGAUAAACAAUUGGUUCAUAAACCAAAGGAAGAGGCACUGGAAGCCAUCUGAAGACAUGAAGUUCGCUCUCAUGGAGGGUGUUAGUGGUAGCAUCAAUGGUGAAGGAGGACCAAGUUUGCUAUGCGACCCUGGAUUCGGACAUGAUGAUAUCAUGUGAUCGAUGCAUUAGGCAAUAAUGAGCAGGUUGAAUGCUGUUAAUCAUCAUAUCACCACUCAAUAACCAUGCAUUAGUGUUCGUUUUUCUUAUCAGCUCGCCUAGCUAUAAUAUUUAGUCGCCCGCUUUUAUCUUUGUUAUGUGAAACCUUGCAACAAAGUACAGCUAGUAACCUAGCUUGUA
Molecule: messenger RNA, 1272 nt
Organism: Fragaria vesca subsp. vesca
Lineage: Eukaryota; Viridiplantae; Streptophyta; Magnoliopsida; Rosales; Rosaceae
Product: homeobox protein knotted-1-like 1-like
Exons: 5
Coding region: 100-1092 (330 amino acids)
Biological process (GO): regulation of DNA-templated transcription
Cellular component (GO): nucleus
Molecular function (GO): DNA binding; DNA-binding transcription factor activity, RNA polymerase II-specific
Source: RefSeq, a predicted model, not a curated record